Molecule: messenger RNA, 2413 nt
Organism: Carassius auratus (goldfish)
Lineage: Eukaryota; Metazoa; Chordata; Actinopteri; Cypriniformes; Cyprinidae
Product: gamma-aminobutyric acid receptor subunit rho-2-like
Exons: 9
Coding region: 200-1636 (478 amino acids)
Biological process (GO): monoatomic ion transmembrane transport
Cellular component (GO): membrane
Molecular function (GO): extracellular ligand-gated monoatomic ion channel activity; GABA-A receptor activity
Source: RefSeq, a predicted model, not a curated record
ACAGGCAGAAGACGCCGCGCGAGGCUGCAGCAGGCGUCGCGUCGCGCCGCGCUGAUAUUUAAACCAUCCACACAUCGCGAAUGCCAGAGAUGCGAGUUGUAGCGGUUUCUGCGCUGGGAACAGAAAGAUGCUGCCUUUCCCGAGCCGACGCGUUCACGGAUUAAGCUGGAUUUCAGGGACACACCUGUAGAUUUUUCACAUGCUCUGCAUAAUGCCUGAUCUGAGACAGUUCCUGAUUUUAGUGCUCUUCCUGGGCUCGUUUGGAGAAUGCCGGAGUAAACACAGCACGAGAGAGAGGAGGUGGACAGGAGCUGUGGAAACUCAGAAGCAUGGGACCUCCCUGGCAAAGAAGCCACCGGAUGUGACAAAAUCACGGCGACUGAAAACAGAGCAGCUGUUGAAAGUGGACGACCAUGACUUCACCAUGAGGCCCGCGUUUGGAGGUCCUGCUAUUCCAGUGGGAGUAGAUGUACAAGUGGAAAGCUUGGACAGUAUUUCAGAAGUAGACAUGGACUUCACUAUGACAUUAUACCUGAGACACUACUGGAAGGAUGAGCGCUUGUCUUUCACCAGCACCACAAAUAAAAGCAUGACUUUCGAUGGGCGCUUGGUGAAGAAGAUCUGGGUUCCUGACGUCUUCUUCGUCCACUCUAAAAGAUCUUUUAUUCAUGACACCACCACAGAAAAUAUCAUGCUGAGAGUGUUCCCUGAUGGUCACGUUCUUUACAGCCUGAGGGUCACCGUUACAGCAGCCUGCAACAUGGACUUCAGCCGUUUCCCGCUGGAUUCACAGUCCUGCUCUUUGGAGUUGGAGAGCUACGCCUACACGGAUGAGGAUCUGAUGCUGUACUGGAAAAGUGGAGAUGAGUCUUUGAGUAUAGAUGACAAAAUCUCUCUCUCUCAGUUCCUCAUACAGAAGUUUCACACCACCUCUCGACUGGCUUUCUACAGCAGCACAGGGUGGUACAACCGCCUGUAUAUAAACUUUACUCUUCGCCGCCACAUUUUCUUCUUCCUGCUACAGACUUAUUUCCCUGCCACACUUAUGGUUAUGUUGUCAUGGGUAUCAUUCUGGAUUGAUCGCAGGGCUGUUCCUGCCAGAGUCUCAUUAGGUAUCACCACGGUGCUCACCAUGUCCACCAUCAUCACUGGGGUGAACGCCUCCAUGCCCAGAGUCUCCUACAUCAAAGCUGUGGACAUUUACCUGUGGGUCAGUUUUGUGUUUGUGUUCCUGUCUGUCUUGGAGUAUGCAGCAGUCAACUAUCUGACCACGGUCCAGGAGAGGAGAGAGCGUAAGCUCAGAGAUCGAGCAGUUAGAGAGCAGUCAUUGCCCUGCACCUGUGGUAUGUCCCACACCAGGACCAUGAUGUUGGAUGGGACCUACAGCGAGGCUGACACCAACAGCUUGGCUGGCUACACAGAAGCUCCCAUGGUUCCCGAUGAAGUGGGGCCAGAGAAGCAGGAGCACAUGGUGGUUCAUCUGUCAGUGAGCAGCGAAUCUACCAACACUAAGAAAAAGGGCAUCCGCGCCUUACGCAUCAUGCAGAACACGCAUGCCAUUGAUAAAUACUCCCGCAUGAUCUUCCCUGGAGCCUAUAUUAUUUUCAACCUUAUUUACUGGUCGGUAUACUGCUGAUCGUUCACCAGCUACAUCCAUCUUUUAAACUUUUUAUGGACGUUUUUAUACAAUCAUCCUUGAUUUUGUGAUGCACAUCAAACAUUGGCGCAUGUGAUACCAAACUGCAGUUAACUUUGUCACUUUUCAUACGCAAAAAGACUGGCGAAAUGCAAAGUGAAGGCAGGUUAGAAAUCGCUUCGUUUAGGGCUUUUCAGGUUUAUGACAAAUGAACUUUACAACACUUAUCAGAUUUUUUUACAGGCUUAUGUGUUUUCUCUUCAUGUUUGUGUCAUUGGACUAUUAAUGAUAUAGUAUGUACAGAGCAAGAAAGUCUGGUGUUAGCUUCUGUUUUAAAGGUGUACUAAUUAAUUUUUCUACUGUUAUACAGCUAACAAAAAUUAUUCGUUUUAAUAAAUAUGGUACACACUCACCAGAUCCAGUCAUAUCGCUGGCUUAGUAAAUGCAGGUGUGAAUACAUAAUGUGGGUUGCCAUGUUGAGAUCCUACGACUAGCUGUGUUGUGCAAUUUAAGCAGUUUAAUAAUAAGUUAAAACAUUUAUUUAUAUAGCAUAUAUUUAUACAGUUUAGCCAUGCUAAGGGUGCUCUACGAAAUAAAUAAAUCAGAGAUUAAACUAAUCAAACGUUCUUAAAAAUUUUUUUUACAUAAUUAUUUAGUGCACCUUUAAGUCUAUAGGCAAGACCGGAUGUUUAUGCAAAGGCAAUCACUCAUCUUAAUGUAAAUUAUUUGGAUAUGUUUAUGUGGUGUGUGUAUGUGAGUGUAUUUGAUACCAUUAUA